CCGCUUCCGGUCCGUGUCCUUGGGGCUCCGUGGCCUGCCGGCUUUUCCUCAGCUGCCGGGUCUGCAUCCGGGGAACAUGGCGGCGGCAAGGGGCUGGUGGCGGGGGCUCGUGGGGGCCGCGGCACUGGCCCGGGGAGUCGUGCGACCUUCGGCACUAUUGCUGCCUGUGAGGAGAGAGAGCGCCACAGCCGACACGCGCCCCACUGUCAGACCACGGAAUGACGUGGCCCACAAGCAGCUUUCAGCUUUUGGAGAGUAUGUGGCUGAAAUCCUGCCCAAGUAUGUCCAACAAGUUCAGGUGUCCUGCUUCAAUGAAUUAGAGAUCUGUAUCCAUCCUGAUGGCAUCAUCCCAGUGCUGACCUUCCUCAGGGAUCACACCAAUGCACAAUUCAGAUCCUUGGCUGACUUAACAGCAGUGGACAUCCCAACCCGGCAAAACCGUUUUGAGAUUGUCUACAACCUGCUUUCUCUGCGUUUCAACUCACGGAUCCGUGUGAAGACCUAUACAGAUGAGCUGACACCCAUUGAAUCUACUGUCUCUGUGUACAAGGCAGCCAACUGGUAUGAGAGGGAGGUCUGGGACAUGUUUGGAGUCUUCUUUGCUAACCACCCUGACCUAAGAAGGAUCCUAACAGACUAUGGCUUUGAGGGACAUCCUUUCCGGAAGGACUUCCCCUUGUCUGGCUAUGUUGAGCUACGCUAUGACGAUGAGGUGAAGAGGGUGGUGGCCGAGCCAGUGGAAUUGGCCCAAGAGUUCCGCAAGUUCGACCUAAACAGCCCCUGGGAGGCUUUCCCUGCCUACCGCCAGCCCCCUGAGAAUCUCAAGCUUGAGGCCGGAGACAAAAAACCUGAAGCCAAGUAGCUCCAGGGAAGGCAUGUGGAAUGUAUAUCUUAGAAAGCGCCUUAUCUAUAAUUCAGUGUCCAUGUAAAUAAAGUCCUUCCUAGACUAAC
Trichechus manatus latirostris (Florida manatee) is the source of this 951-nucleotide messenger RNA. It is a transcript of the gene NDUFS3, whose product is annotated as NADH:ubiquinone oxidoreductase core subunit S3. Gene Ontology annotation, molecular function: NADH dehydrogenase (ubiquinone) activity. Lineage: Eukaryota; Metazoa; Chordata; Mammalia; Sirenia; Trichechidae. The record is from RefSeq and is a predicted model, not a curated record. The coding region runs from base 77 to 862 and encodes 261 amino acids. The transcript has 7 exons.